This is a messenger RNA of Camellia sinensis, 942 nucleotides long. Its product is annotated as 18.1 kDa class I heat shock protein. Lineage: Eukaryota; Viridiplantae; Streptophyta; Magnoliopsida; Ericales; Theaceae. The record is from RefSeq and is a predicted model, not a curated record.
CCAUCUCUCUUCACUCAUCAGAAGGAAAAAAAAACCCCAUAAUCAACACUACAAACAACUUUCAAUUACAGAAACCGCAUCAACUAUCUUCAUCUUCAACGCCACAGCAAAAAUGGGUAUUCCAAAGAAGCUCAUAAUCUGCCUCUUCCUGGCAACAACAAUGGCAAUCCAAACCACCACAGCUCUCAUGCCCUACACACGAACCUCCCUCUGGGACCUAAUGCUCCCACCAGAUGACCCAUUUCGCAUCCUCGAACAAACCCCUCUCUCCUCCCCCAAAUCAAUCGAAACCCUAGCUCUCGCUCGUUGCGAUUGGAAAGAAACGCCCACAUCCCACGUGAUCACGCUCGACGUUCCGGGGCUAACAAAGGAAGAUAUCAAAAUCGAGGUGGAGGAGAACAGGGUGUUGAGGAUCGGAGGAGAGAGGAAGGAGGAGAAGGAGAUUGAGGGGGAGAGGUGGCACAGGUUUGAGAGGAUUAGCGGCAAGUUCUGGAGGCAGUUUAGGUUGCCCGAGCAUGCGGAUUUGGAGCGAGUGAAAGUGCAUUUGGAGAAUGGGGUUUUGAGGAUUGAGGUGCCGAAGGUGGUCGCGGAGGAGAAGAAGAGGAAAGUGAUUGAUAUUGCUGAGGAGAGGAAGGUUGGUGGUGAGGAUAUUAAGGCUAUGAAGAAGGAUGAGAUGUGAACGCAAAUACUCUGUUUUGUGUUGGGGUUUUGGUUGUUGCUCUGUUUUUGUUGUUGUAGGUUUGGGCUUUUUUUUAUAUAAAUGCAAUAAUUAAACUUGAUGGGGGUGUGUGUGAUAUUUUGCUAAGUUUGUGUUUUUGAUAUAAAUGUAAUAAUUAAACUAGUUCUAUGUUUAUAUAAGUACUCUUAUAUUAAACUAGUUCUAUGUUUAUAUAAGUACUCUUAUCUUGAAUAAAAUCUAUUUGUUUUCAAUUUUUAUUUUUA